Mobula hypostoma (lesser devil ray) is the source of this 2372-nucleotide messenger RNA. RefSeq names its product potassium channel tetramerization domain containing 1 (gene kctd1). Gene Ontology annotation, cellular component: nucleus. Gene Ontology annotation, molecular function: transcription factor binding; transcription corepressor activity. The record is from RefSeq and is a predicted model, not a curated record. Lineage: Eukaryota; Metazoa; Chordata; Chondrichthyes; Myliobatiformes; Myliobatidae. The coding region runs from base 159 to 2318 and encodes 719 amino acids. Gene Ontology annotation, biological process: protein homooligomerization; negative regulation of DNA-templated transcription. The transcript is spliced from 6 exons.
CUAGGCAGAAGAGCGACAGUCGGGACACCCGAAACUCCAGGAGGGGGGAUAUUCCCUCACCCUCCUCUAGUGGGAUUGGGACUGUUGGCAGGUGCAAAAUCCCAGAGACCAAUGCAGCGCAUGCGUCCGCGCUGCCCGGGCUCCGCACCAGCCGCAACAUGGCGCGAGUGCCCGGCAGUGGCGAGCGGACGGGCGCAGCGGGAACAGCGGGGCCGGGGACCGGGACCGGGACGGGUGCAAGCAGUGCCCGCCGCUCUAUCCGCCGCCGCCGGGAGCGGGAGGAAGAAGGAGAAGCAGCACCCGCCGCGCCUGAUUUUGAGGCGUCCGGCCGCCUGAGCCAGAACACCCGGCUGGCCACCCGCUACGCCGUCAAGAUCUUCCGCGAUUACCUGAGCGAGAGGGAGCAGCCUUCCGACUUCGAGAGGCUGGGCAAGGAAGAGCUGUGCCGGGCGCUGCGCUCCUUCUACGCUGAGGCCAGGUCAAAGAGCGGGCAGGUGUACAGUAAAUCCUCGCUCAUCAGCAUCCGCAGCUCGCUCAACCGCUACCUGAACGAACCCCCUUACAGCCGCACCCUGGACCUGACCAAGGACCCCGAGCUCCGUAGUGCCAACCUGACACUGGCCGCCGUCAUCAGAAAACUCGAGGAGCAGGGAGCCGGUCCCGUCAUCCAGAAGCAAGCCAUCACCAGGUCCGAUCUGAGGAAACUCUACACCUCCUGCAGCUUCGAUACGAACAUGCCCUUUGGAUUGCUCAAUAAGGUCUGGUUCGAGAUCUGCAUGUACUUCUGCACAAGGGGUCGGGAGAACCAGAGGGAACUGGAGGAGGACUCCUUUGGCCUGGGCACAGAUGAGGAUGGCAGAAGAUUUGUCUAUUAUAAAGCCUGUGGACCUUAUCAUAAAUCUCGCUCGGUAACCUGGAGUAAGAAGAGAAUGUAUGAGACGGGCACAGAGUUUUGCCCUUAUGCCAGUUUUGUUAAGUAUAUUUCAAAGCGUAACCCCCUCUGUAAGGCUUUCUUUCAAAGACCAAGGGAUCAUUGCAAUGAAAGUGAUGUGACCUGGUAUGAAAACAAAGCCAUUGGAAAAAAUCUUUUGGGCACACGGAUGCAGAUGCUUUCCAAAACUGCCAAACUCUCCAAGACUUACACUAAUCAUUGCAUAGGAGCGAUGUCUGUAGCCACACUGAGCAGCAUAGCGGGCACUGGCAACAGGCUGAUGCCUCACAGAUCACCCCAAAGCACUAAUGGCUCCCAUCAACAUCACCAGCAGCCCUGCCCUUACGGCAUCCAAAACCAUGAUGGAGAGGUUGUAAGGGUGAAAGUGGAGCAGACUAUGACCCCCGCAUUUUAUCAACCUAUGUCAUCACACGACAUCAGCUGUCCACCUUCACCAAAACGAAUAUGCAUCCGGUCCUCCGAUCCCAUAGAUUCCCAGAAUGUGCUUCCAGAUGGCAACAGCUCACAGGAAUCUUUGCUUCAGGAAUCCAGUGACCGCCUUGGAUCCAAUACAUCAAUACUCAUAUCGACUAUCCAGGACAGUCGACGUAACAUGUCAAGGCCACUGCUGACCCGGUCUCCCGUGUCCCCGCUGAGCAAUCAAGGGAUCCCAACCCCGGCACAGUUGACAAAGUCCAACGCUCCAGUGCACAUUGAUGUGGGAGGUCACAUGUACACCAGCAGCCUGGCAACUUUAACUAAGUUUUCUGAUUCCAGAAUUGGUCGUCUGUUUGAUGGGACUGAACCCAUUGUUUUGGACAGCCUCAAGCAACAUUACUUCAUCGACAGGGAUGGACAAAUGUUCCGUUAUAUUUUAAACUUUCUCCGAACUUCAAAACUCCUUAUUCCCGACGACUUCAAAGAUUACAGCUUGCUUUAUGAAGAGGCCAAGUACUUCCAGCUGCAGCCCAUGCUGGUGGAACUCGAGCGGUGGAAGCAGGAGCAGGAAAUGAGCCGUUUCUCACGCCCGUGCGAAUGUCUGGUGGUGCGUGUGGCCCCUGAUUUGGGUGAGAGGAUCACCCUGAGCGGGGACAAGGCCCUGAUUGAGGAGGUGUUCCCCGAAAUUGGUGAUGUCAUGUGCAACUCCAUCAACGCAGGCUGGAAUCACGAUUCCACACACGUGAUCCGCUUCCCCCUCAAUGGAUACUGCCACCUUAACUCUGUACAGGUCCUCGAGCGGCUACAGCUGAAGGGAUUUGAAAUAGUGGGAUCCAGCGGCGGAGGCGUCGACUCUUCCCAGUUUAGCGAAUAUGUACUGAGACGGGAAAUCAGGAGAUUUUCCCGCAUUCCACCAGUCAUUCGGAUAAAACAGGAACCAUUGGACUGAACUGAUACAUCUGUGAAAUAAGGGAGCGGGAGAGAAAAUAUUUAAAAAAAUAAA